AUGGCGACGAUAAUGGCACCGGUCGAGUUGCCUACAGGCCGAAGAUCCUAUCUGAACACAGCCCCUCUACCUGAUAUUCACGACCCGAACUGGAUACCUAUACUGGAUGGAGCAUCUUUCAAACCUCCCUCUCCCUCGGUCGAGAAAGAGCUUUCGCCAUACCAAAAUGCUUCCUUCCCUCCUUCAGCAUCGUUUUCCCUGUUUCCUGGCCAGGCAACCUCUCCCAAACUGCGGCAAGGCGUCUCUCACAACUACUCCAAGAGCUCACUGGCUCCCGAAAGCGUAGCUUCGGAAUCGAGAUCUCAAAGCCCUCAAGAAACCGUCGAACCGGUUCCUCCGAUCAGCGAUGCCGUACGGCUGACACAUCCCGAAAGAUCGGGACAUCAUCGACGUCCUACAUCAAUGGGGGGGGCUUCCAUCGAAGAAAAGAUUUCGGUCCGGACAGAAACUCCUGGGGACAUGGUCCCGAGCGCUGCUAGCACCGACGGUACAUCAAGUGUGGUGGAAGAUCAGACCCCUAGCAACCCGGAAACCACCGGUUCAGAGGAGGCCAUGAUCAGUCCCUCAUCACGGUCUUCCAUGGCAUCUUCACGAAAGGGCCCAGUGUUCCCUCCAACCUCCAAGUACAAUCGCAAACCUGUCUUGUCAAUGGCUGGCUCUAUAGCCCCAUCCAUGAGCCGACCUUCUUUCAUACCAAGUCUCCCCCAAACUCCUGCAGAAUCACCUCGCCUAGGACCUUCCGUACCAAUUAUGCCAGCAGCAAACCCGAUAACACAGCUUCCACCUUCUCCCAGGCUAAUCCCAUUGGAACCCCCUCCACCUCCACCACCCCCUCCACCACCACAACCAGAAUCUACCACUCCUAAGCUUCAGGCCAUGAAAUCGACAGCUUCGGAAAGACGCCAGCGAGCUUUACACUCGCAUCCAUCUAACAUUUCACUCCGAUCGCGGCGCAACUCAAGUUCAGACGAUGCGGAAAUCAUUGUCAAACCACCUUCAGUGCGCCAUAAACCUCGCAAGUCAACCGACUCUCGCCCAACCACUCCCCGAUCGACAAUCUAUGAUUCGCAGACUCCCACUCCAGCUCCUACUGCACCAUUACCCCAGCUACCUCCUCAAGCACGAAGACCAUCGACACAUGUCAGUGAGUCGCGAAGGUCGCCUCAAUUGCCCUCAGCUGAAAACCCCGUUCCUUCCAUGCACGCCUUCAAACCUUCACAACAUUCAGAAUUGGCAUCAUUCAUGACCACUGAGAACACUGUGGUAUUCCGAAGAUUUGACGAAGUCCACGUUCAACUUCUCCUCUGUCUGCAAGACGAGAUUGCACAACUGGAGAAGGAGCUCUUGGAACUAGAAAACCCAAAUGCUUCUGGCACCGCUUCCGAGAAGCUCCUGAAAAGAUCGAGGGUACUGCGGGAGUUGAGGAAAGUCGUUGCGGAGUAUGAUAAUAUGCUUUCGACCUGGAACAAGAUGAAAGAGAUGAGCGUGGACGAAAAGACCAGUGGAGACUUGAAACAGUGGCUUGAGAAACCACGAGAGGGUUCUGAAUCUGGCCUGGGCAUCGAGGUGCAGCAAGACCUAGCCUGGGCUCAGAGCACCAAGGACCUGAGCAGCAUCUCACUC
Messenger RNA from Exophiala aquamarina CBS 119918, 1623 nucleotides. RefSeq lists its product as uncharacterized. The record is from RefSeq and is a predicted model, not a curated record. The transcript is spliced from 2 exons. Lineage: Eukaryota; Fungi; Ascomycota; Eurotiomycetes; Chaetothyriales; Herpotrichiellaceae. The annotation marks the transcript as partial.